AUGUCUCUCUCCUCAGCCAUCACCACCACCGCGGCCCUCCCAACCGCCACCGCCACCCCAUCUCGCCGGAGGAGACCCACCACCACCACACUCGCCGGAGCCAGACUCCUCCCUUCCUCCCUGGGCUCGCUGAGGGCCAUCACCCCCACCUCGAAGGCGUCGUCGUUCGGCCUGAGGAGGAGAUCAGCCAGCAGCAACGGCUUCAGGGCCUCUGCCACGGCGGCGGUGUACAAGGUGAAGCUCAUCAGCCCGGAGGGCAAGGAGACAGAGUUCGAAGCCCCCGAAGACGCCUACUUGCUGGACUCGGCCGAGAUGGCCGGCCUAGAGCUCCCCUACUCGUGCCGCGCCGGCGCGUGCUCCACCUGCGCCGGCCUCAUGGUCUCCGGCACCGUCGACCAGUCCGAAGGCUCCUUCCUCGACAAGAACCAGAUGGCCAAAGGCUACAUCCUCACCUGCGUCUCCUACCCCACCUCAGACUGCGUCAUUCACACCAACAAGGAGGCCGACCUCUAUUAG
Molecule: messenger RNA, 516 nt
Organism: Spirodela intermedia
Lineage: Eukaryota; Viridiplantae; Streptophyta; Magnoliopsida; Alismatales; Araceae
Source: the annotation of a GenBank genome assembly